AUGGCUUCACCUCAACACCUAUCAAUCAUGGAGAAGCUUCCAAACGAUAUCUUAUCAAACAUAUUUAUCCGUUUAUUGGCAAAACAGCUUGCUCAAAUGAGGUGCGUCUCUAAAACUUGUAAUGAUCUCUUGUCUUCACCCUCCUUUGUAAAAUCCCAUCUCGAUCAUUCACGUCAUAAAAACGAUGAAAUUCUCUUGGUCUUCUACCAUAUGUUUUCUUUCCACUCUAAACCAUUCACAACACACCCCUUGCGAUCUCCCUAUCUCGAACUCACUGAUUUCAUAAAACUCCCGACAAAUCUCCAAUCUGAAUGUUAUCGUCAUGGUUAUGUUAUUGGAUCCGUUAAUGGCCUAAUAUGCUUUCAGUAUGGACCAUAUCUUGAUGGAGACUAUUACAUUUGGAACCCUUCUCUCUCCGCUUUAUUAAUUCUCCCACCAAGUGAUAUGCCAGACUAUGACUAUGAGGAUCUAAAUGGCGUUUUUCCUCGGUUUGGGUAUGAUCCCACAACCGAUGAUUACAAACUUGUGAAACUUACAUGCCUUGACUAUGAACCCCCCAACAUAUUGUGGCUAGUUGAAGUCUAUAGCAUGAGAAAGGGUGUUUUUAAGUUAAUUACUCAAAGUCCUCCAUCGCAUAUUACAAGAAUCAGAUAUAAUCAUGAAGUAUGUGUAGAUGGUCAUAAUGGUCAUCUUCAUUGGUUUGGUUAUACGGAAAUUGGUCAGAACCCAGUUGCGAUAUUGGCUUUUGAUUUGAGUGCAGAGACAUUCCAUGAGAUUUAUAUUCCUGAUUUUUUACUUGAUAACAAGUUGUACUAUGAGAUAUCUUUAUGUUGGAAUAAUUCAGAAAUUAGUUUUGAAAUGGUCUUAUGUCAUGUUUUUUUUGUGUUUUGA
Messenger RNA from Lactuca sativa (garden lettuce), 891 nucleotides. RefSeq names its product F-box/kelch-repeat protein At3g06240. The record is from RefSeq and is a predicted model, not a curated record. Lineage: Eukaryota; Viridiplantae; Streptophyta; Magnoliopsida; Asterales; Asteraceae. Gene Ontology annotation, molecular function: protein binding.